UACGACCGCGAGACCCAAGGUCUUCCGUUGCCCCCUGAUAAGACACGAGCUCUCCGGCGACCUGAUAAACGUGCACCCCAUACCAGCAACACCGCCACGAUGCCGUCGGAACGCGACUACCAAAUCUCCCCCAUUGUGCAGGAAUCCGUGAUGCACAACACCAAGACCCUAUCAAACUUGCAGAGUCUUUCAGCAUCCCUCUUUGGUGUCGCAGCCGGCAUCCUCGGUCUCGAAUCGUACAGCGGCUUCCUCUUCUACCUCGUCUUCUCUUUCAUCACCGCCGCCUUGUUCUACGUCCUGCGCAUCGCUCCCGAAUCGACAUCAGCAGGUUUCCCAUUCCUCAGCACGAGCCGUUACUUCAAGGGGCCGUUCGACUUCUGGACGAGUGGGCUGCUCGGAGGUCUUUCAGGUUUCAUUCUCACCUGGACUUUGUUCUACGGUUUGGUGAGGGCAUAA
Molecule: messenger RNA, 456 nt
Organism: Colletotrichum lupini
Lineage: Eukaryota; Fungi; Ascomycota; Sordariomycetes; Glomerellales; Glomerellaceae
Exons: 2
Biological process (GO): protein folding in endoplasmic reticulum; autophagosome assembly
Cellular component (GO): EMC complex; endoplasmic reticulum; membrane
Source: RefSeq, a predicted model, not a curated record